Molecule: messenger RNA, 1950 nt
Organism: Spinacia oleracea (spinach)
Lineage: Eukaryota; Viridiplantae; Streptophyta; Magnoliopsida; Caryophyllales; Amaranthaceae
Exons: 3
Coding region: 1-1950 (649 amino acids)
Source: RefSeq, a predicted model, not a curated record
AUGGCUCUUCCGGUUAAGAACUUGGGAAUACCGGGAGCAUUUGAGGCUACGUGUGGGAUUCAAGCACCGACUACAUGUGCUAACAAUUUUGAGAUCAAGCCCGCCUUGAUCAAUUUGGUGCAAAGUCAUCCUUUUUGUGGGAAACGCAAUGAGUCGCCUCACGAGCAUCUCAAGCAGUUUGAGCACUAUUGUGACACAAUAAAACACAACGGUGUAACCUUGGAUUAUGUGAGAUUGACUUUGUUCCGCUUCUCUUUGCUUGGGCGUGCUAGUGAUUGGCUUGACAAGGAGGUCAAGCCCAACUCACUUCGCACAUGGAACGAAGUAACCAGUGCCUUCUUGAACAAGUUCUAUUCUCAUGGGAAGACGGCGGAGUUUCGCCACAAGAUUCAAUCAUUUGAGCAAGGGCGUGAUGAAUCGCUUUUCGAGGCUUGGGACCGAUUCAAGGAGUACCAAAGGGAAUGCCCUCAUCAUGGGAUUCCCAAGUGGUUGUUGCUACAAACCUUUUACUUAGGAUUGAGUCCAAGCCCGAAAACAAGUGCAAGAAUUUAUGAUGGGAAAAGUAGGAAUGAGGAUGGAAAGGGUUCGAUGUACGCCAUAGAGCAAGCACGGAUGAUAGAGAAGCUUAGCUCGAGAUUAGAGAAGCUUGAAAAUACACCAUUUGUGGGAAGUGCAGCAAGCAAGCCUCCAUCUCCAUCUACAAUUCCACCUCCCUCGGCCACUCUUCUCAAUAAGGGGAAGGGCAAGGGAGAUGAGUCCUCGGACCAUGAUGAUGAGGAAGGGAAGUCUCAUGUCGAUGGCAUGAGUGAUGGUGAUAAGUCGAAAGAGACUACCCUUCUUCCUCUCCCAACUCCUACUCCCCCCUACCCUCAAAGAUUUGCCGGUAAGAAGAUGGAUGACCAAUUCCACAAAUUCUGGGAAACCAUUAGCAAACUUUAUGUGUCAUUAUCUUUUACCGAGGCACUCAAACAAAUGCCCCACUACUCAAGAUUCAUGAGGGACAUUCUUAGUGGCAAGAGAGGGUGUGAACCCAAGGAGUCCGUUCAACUCACGGAGAGUUGUAGCGCUCUAAUUCAGCACUCCUUUCCCCCAAAACUCAAUGAUCCCGGGAGUUUUUCUAUCCCUUGUAGCAUUCAAAAGCUAAAAUUUGAGAAUGCUCUUUGUGAUUUGGGGGCAAGUGUGAGCAUCUUGCCAUAUAAGAUUUUUGAGAAGCUUACUCUUGGUGAUCUCUCUCCUACCGCUAUGUCAUUGCAACUAGCCGAUCGAUCGGUUAUGUUGCCAUUGGGUAGGAUUGAGGAUGUUCCCCUCGUAGUUGGCAAGCUUGCUUUUCUUGUUGACUUCGUUGUCUUGGACAACGAUGAGGAUGCCCACACCCCCAUCAUCUUGGGGAGGCCAUUCUUGGCCACCGCGGGUGCCCUUAUCGAUGUGCAAGGGGGACUUAUCACCUUGAAGGCUGGAGAUGCCAAAGCUAGCUUCAAGCUCACUAUUGAUGAUCAAUGUUGUCCCAAAAUGAAAAGUUGCAUGAAAAUCGACACUCUUGCUUGUGUUGAGAACAACCAUACUUGUGCUAAUUCUUCUAACGAUUUUCAUGUUUCUAAGUGUGCUAAUAAGCUUGCUAGGUCCCCUCUCGGUGAAAAGGAAGUCCAUGGAGAUCCAAAGGCUCUUGGGGAUGAGUUUGAUGAUGUUGUAACCAUCCCCGAGUUAUUUGAGAUGCAUGAUGAAGAUGUUAAUGGAGCUAAACGCUCCAAGGUGUUCCAUAGGUCGGCUAAGAAAGCCAAGAAGUCCAAGAAGGUCAAGAAUCCAUCAACUCCCGAGGAGGGGCAUGUUGGUGGAUCGUUUGGCUUUCGUCUCUUGAAAGGCGGUAUCGGUAAGAUCUUUGUGCCCAAAGGGGCAAAGAAGUGCAUGGUGACUAGUGUUGACCCAAAGUUGGUCGUGUUUGACCCCCCUUGA